GAGCGAGAGAGUGAGAGAGAUGACAGACGGUCUUCCUUUCCAAAGCAAGCAGUGCUUCAGUGCGCACCGCCUUCGUUUCGUUAUCUUUAGGUUCGGUCCACCCACCUUCAAUGGCCAUUAACCCUCGAUUUCCCUUUUAGAAUUCGCUUCCUCUCAACAAAAAUUCGCUUCUUCUCCCCCAUCAGAUCCUCCCAUUCUCGCCGCUCGAUCUCGUUUCUCGCCAUUAAAAUGCGCUUCUCUGAUUUCCGCCCUCCGUUGCCUCUUUGAUUCCGUUUUUUUUUUUGUUUUUCCUUCUCCAUUUCUCUAAUUUUGUGAUUAUUAUGAGGAUCGGGUUCUGCGUGAGGGGAAUUGUUCUGUUGAUCGUGAUGCUGGGAAGGCAAGCGUCGUCCGCCGACUCGGUUAGGGUUUUGCAUUCAGGCCUUUCGUGUCCUAUUGAAUCUUUUCUGGAUACGAUCUUUCGUUUUAGGGAUUGGAACUCGUACUGCCCCAUUGACGGACAGCAUGGACACUAUGAAUUCAUUGGCGUUUCUGAGGGAGAUGAGGCCUCCUUACAAAUGGCACUGAAUAUGGUACAUAAGAACCGCUAUGAAUAUGUUGCAGUGCUCUUCUAUGCAUCUUGGUGCCAGUUCUCCAAGUCUUUUAGGCCAAGCUUUUCGAUACUAUCGUCUUUAUACCCUUCGAUCCCGCAUUUUGCAAUCCAAGAAUCAGCUGUUAGGCCAAGCAUACUCUCUAAGUAUGGGGUCCAUGGUUUUCCUACCCUUUUCCUUUUAAAUUCUACAAUGCGUGCUCGCUACUACGGUUCUCGAACGCUCCCUUCUCUUGCUGCAUUCUAUAAUGAUGUUACUGGCAUUCAAACUGCAUCACUGGACCAAAUAUCGCCAGAUAGAAUCGAACAAGUAUGGAAUCAGGAGAAGCAUGAUGAUAGCAGUGAGCAGGAAAAUUGCCCAUUCUCAUGGGCAAGGUCUCCCGAAAAUCUACUUCGGGAAGAAACGUAUUUGGCUCUAGCUACUGCGUUUGUGUUUAUGAGAUUGAUAUACAUCUUCUUUCCAACUCUUUUGGUCUAUGCUCAAUAUGUUUGGCAAAGGCACCUUAGGAACCUGAGAUUGGGAACCUUGUGGGAACGACCUUUGACGUGCCUGAAAGGAGCAGUUCAGUUAUUUAGCCAUUUCAAGGAUCCUUGCAAGAGAAGCAAUUUACAAGGAGGUGCCAUGAAUGCCAGGGCAUGGGCCAAGUCUUUUGCCACAGUUUCUAUAGGCGAUGCAAGCUCUAGUAGCAGAGUGUGCCAGUAAGAAUGUUGUCGAUGUGCAUCAACGACAUGGUGAGCUGUAGAAAUUUCCAUUCUAGAGCCUCGAGUAGCUUUUGGGUUCGACAUCUUGUGAACGACGACGAAGGUAAAGCAAGGAUACUCGUCCUAAUCCAUUUAUUUUUUAUUUUUUCUUGUUGUAGAAUGUUAGUUCAAAAUUUGUUACGCAUUUUCAAACGAUGCCUGAACCCAAUUUGUGCAUAGGAAUAACCAACAGACUUUCCCUCCCUUAUGUGUAACUUCUUGCUAUUGCGACUGCAAAUGCCCCCACAAUCAUCUAUGGUAGGUUCUAAAUUAGUGUUCAUUCUA
Molecule: messenger RNA, 1612 nt
Organism: Cucurbita moschata (crookneck pumpkin)
Lineage: Eukaryota; Viridiplantae; Streptophyta; Magnoliopsida; Cucurbitales; Cucurbitaceae
Product: 5'-adenylylsulfate reductase-like 4
Exons: 4
Coding region: 321-1289 (322 amino acids)
Source: RefSeq, a predicted model, not a curated record